This is a messenger RNA of Onychostoma macrolepis, 1455 nucleotides long. RefSeq names its product general transcription factor II-I repeat domain-containing protein 2-like. Lineage: Eukaryota; Metazoa; Chordata; Actinopteri; Cypriniformes; Cyprinidae. The transcript is spliced from 2 exons. The coding region runs from base 745 to 1176 and encodes 143 amino acids. The record is from RefSeq and is a predicted model, not a curated record.
UAUUCACUGAAGUCAAAUCAAAGGCAGUAUGUCUAGUUUGCAAACAGUCUGUUGCUGUUUUAAAAGAGUACAAUAUCUGUCGUCAUUAUGAAACAAAACAUUCUGCAGCUUUCUCAAAGUACAGCGGCGAGGAGCGAAAACAGAAGGCUAACGAGCUGCUUGCUAAACUUCGUAAAUGAAACUUUUGAAGUGACACAAGAGCUGGCUGGCAUUGAGACCCUUUCUGGUACUACUAAAGGAGAAGAUCUCUUUUUUGCUGUUGAGAGAGUGUUGGAAAAAAAUGAAUUAAAGUGGGAGAAGAUGGCUGGCAUUACAACUGACGGAGUGCCGGCGAUGGUAGGGAGGAAAUCUGGCCUUGCUACUUUUGUGUCUCAGAAAGUCAGUGAAUGUGGAGGAAAAGUUGUUAAGUACCACUGCAUUUUGCAUCGAACAACUAUGUGCUAAAUCUGUCGGGCUUGUGGAUGUGAUGCGUGACGUCGUAAAAAUUGUCAACAAUAUACGCUCCAAGGCGCUUUCUCACCGACAGUUCAAGGCACUGAUGGAUGAGAUGGAUGCGCAAUAUAAUAUGGUGAUGUGUUGUACCACCAGGAGGUCAGAUGGCUCAGCCGAGGAAACGUUCUCAGGACAUUUUUUGAUCUGUGUGAUGAGAUCAGAGUUUUUCAGGAAAGCAAGGAUGGUAAUAUUCAAGUGCCCACUGAUAAGAAAUGGCUCUCUGACCUGGCUUUCCUUGUGGAUGUAACAGAGAUGCUCAAUGUUUUGAAUGUUCAGCUCCAGGGAAAGGACCAGAUUAUCACCCAGCUUUCUGAUCACGUCAGAGCCUUCAAACAAAAACUACUGCUGCUCAGAAGACAUCUCUCAGCAGGAAAUUUAGCCCAUUUUCCCUGUCUUGGAGAGGUAGGCAUGGUGAAAGAGAAGGUCCAUGAGUAUGAUGCUGUUCUCAGCAACCUUAUCCAGGAGUUUGACAGUCGCUUUGAGGACUUCAUACACAACACUGCUGACUUUGAGUUGUUUGCUCAACCCUUCACCAUCAGUGUGGAUGCAGUCAGAGAUGAUAUUCAGAUGAAACUAAUUGAGCUUCAGUGUGAUUCAGAACUGAAACACAAGUUCACAUCCCUUCCCUUGACAGACUUCUACAAAUGUGUCCCAGCAAACAGGUACCCAAAGAUGUGUAAGUAGGCACAAGUGAUGCUGUCUCUGUUUGGCAGUACCUACCUCUGCGAGCAGACUUUCAGUCUGAUGAACUUGAACAAGAGUAAACUCAGAAGCAAAAUAACUGACUCUCACCUACAUAAUAUCUUGUCUUUGUCUGUAAGUCAGCUACAGCCCAAUCUUGAAAAACUUCUGAAAAAUAAGGACCAGCUUCAUAUCUCUCAUUAGGUCACUGACAUUGCAACCACAUGGUUUUAUUAUUGCUAGUGUAUUUGGUAUUGAACUGUAUGUAUUGUACAUUGAACA